AAAGUUGAUCCUGAUGCUAAGGACAAGAAUGGAUGGACGCCGCUAAUAUGGGCGAUACAAAACGGACAUGAAGCGGUGGUCAAGCAGCUACUUGAUAUAGGCAAAGCUGAUCCUGAUGCUAAGGACGAGAAUGGAUGGGCGCCGCUUUUCUGGGCGGCACAGAAAGGACACCAAGCUAUAGCCAAGCAGCUGCUCGAUACAGGCAAAGUCGAUCCUAAUGCUAAGGACAAGAAUGGAUUAACGCUGCUGUUGUUAGCGGCACAGGAUGGACACGAGGCGAUGGUUAAACAGCUGCUUGACAUAGGCAAAGUCGAUCCUAAUGCUAAGGACAAGAAUGGAUGGACGCCACUAUUAUAG
Messenger RNA from Bipolaris sorokiniana ND90Pr, 357 nucleotides. RefSeq lists its product as uncharacterized. Gene Ontology annotation, molecular function: protein binding. The transcript has a single exon. NCBI's taxonomy places the organism in Eukaryota, Fungi, Ascomycota, Dothideomycetes, Pleosporales, Pleosporaceae. The record is from RefSeq and is a predicted model, not a curated record. The annotation marks the transcript as partial.